Musa acuminata subsp. malaccensis (wild Malaysian banana) is the source of this 1252-nucleotide messenger RNA. RefSeq names its product histone H1. Gene Ontology annotation, molecular function: structural constituent of chromatin; double-stranded DNA binding; nucleosomal DNA binding. The record is from RefSeq and is a predicted model, not a curated record. Gene Ontology annotation, cellular component: nucleosome; nucleus. Lineage: Eukaryota; Viridiplantae; Streptophyta; Magnoliopsida; Zingiberales; Musaceae. Gene Ontology annotation, biological process: nucleosome assembly; chromosome condensation; negative regulation of DNA recombination.
CCGCUACAUUCGCUUCCCGUCGUCGCCCCUCCUCAAUUGCUAUCCCCCCACCUCCAAUCUCUCUUCUCUCAGCCCUCGAGGUCCCGCAAUAUAAUCCUUGUAAUGGCGCAGGAUGAGGCCACUGCUGCUGCGGCCGAGGAGCCCGUGGCCGAUUCCGCCCCCUCCGACCCUCCGAUGGAGGAUGACGCGGACGCCGCCGCGGAAGGUGCCAAGCAGGCCAAGAAGAGGAAGGCCAAGGCCCCCAGGGAGACCAAGGCCAAGAAGAAGCCCGCUGCCCCUCGAAAACCACCCGCCCACCCGCCCUACGCUGAUAUGAUCACGGAGGCGAUCGUGACGCUGAAGGAGCGCACUGGGUCGAGCCAGUACGCGAUCCAGAAGUUCAUCGAGGACGAGCACAAGGGUCGCCUCCCCGGAAACUUUCGGAAGAUUCUCCUCGGCCACCUGAAGAGGCUCACCGACUCCGGGAAGCUCAAGAAAUUGAAGAACUCUUACAAGCUUGCGGCCGCGGCCCCGGCGUCGUCGUCAUCCUCCUCCACCGCUGCCCCGGCCAAGCUAAAGCCGAAGGCCAAGCCAAAGCCACCCGCCAAGAAACCGCCCACCUCUGCCAAAACGAAGCCCAAGGCAAAGCCCGCAGCUGCCGCAAAGCCGAAGCCCAAACCGAAGCCGAAGGCCAAGGCUGCCGCUCCCGCCAAGCCGAAGGCUAAACCCGCCGCAGCGGCGGCGAAGACCAGGGCGAAACGAAAAGCUCCGGCGCCCGCGAAGCCGAAGCCGGCGGCUGUGAAGCCCAAGGCCGCUGCAACCAGGCCGAAGCCCAAGGCGCCCACGCGGCCAGCUAAGGUAGCGAAGACCUCCGCCAAGGGUUCGCCCGUUAAAAAGGCGUCAGCGGCUGCGGCGAAGAAGAAGGCGGCGGCGGCGGCAGCGUUAAAGACGAGGAGGGCGGCGGCACCGACGACGAGGAAGGCGGCGGCGAAGAGGGCGACGAGGAAGUAACAGUUCUAUUUGUUUUACUUUUUUUUUAAUUUCUCAACUUCCUGUGGACCGGUGGUUUAGUUGUAAGAUUAGGGAUUUGUUUACGGGUGUUUGGGGGAUUGCGUGUAUUUUGUGGUUUUUAGCGCCGAGAAAAGAGGGAAAUAUCAUCAGAUAUCCUUAGCGAGUGGGAGGAAAGAGCUCACGUCCUCUUUCGGCUGCUGGUGUAUGUUAAUGGAUAACGUGUAGUUGGUCGUAGGUGAUUGCAGUCUCGAGGGUUUUGACA